Messenger RNA from Saprolegnia diclina VS20, 994 nucleotides. RefSeq lists its product as hypothetical. The coding region runs from base 16 to 960 and encodes 314 amino acids. Gene Ontology annotation, molecular function: oxidoreductase activity. The record is from RefSeq and is a predicted model, not a curated record. NCBI's taxonomy places the organism in Eukaryota, Oomycota, Saprolegniomycetes, Saprolegniales, Saprolegniaceae. The transcript has 3 exons.
GGAAACUUCAUCAGCAUGCUCUCGCCUGCCCAGAUCACGUACGUCCAGUACGCCGUCCAAGCGAUCGGCCUUGCCGUCGUCGCCAAGGUCGCGCUCACGCUCCUCACCGGCUUCUACGCGAGCUUCCUCCGCGGUGGCAAGAAGCUCACCAAGUACGGCAAGUGGGCCAUUGUGACGGGUGCCACGGACGGCAUUGGCAAGGCCACGGCCAUUGAGCUCGCGCGCAAGGGCCUCAACAUCGCGCUCAUCAGCCGCACGCAGUCCAAGCUCGACGAGGUCGCCGCCGAGAUCCUCGCCAAGAACAGCGCCGUGCAGGUCAAGACGCUCGCGCUCGACUGCAACAACCUUGACGAGGCCGCGUGCGCCAAGGUCCGCACGCUUCUCGCCGAGAUUGGCGACGUCGGCGUCCUCAUCAACAACGUGGGCAUGUCGUACGACUUUCCCCAGUACUACCACGAGCUCUCGGACGAGGCUGCGCGCAACCUCAUCACGAUGAACAUUACGUCGACGUUUGUCAUGACCAAGCUCGUGCUGCCUGGUAUGGUCGAGCGCAAGCGCGGUGCGAUCGUCAACUGCAGCUCGGGCUCGGCGCGCAUCCCGUGCCCGCUCCUUGCCGAGUACUCGGCCGCCAAGAAGUGCAUUGAGCAGUACACGCUCGGCCUCGCCGGCGAGUACGCAGCCAAGAACAUCCACAUUCAGUGCCAGACGCCCAUGUUUGUCACGUCCAAGCUCUCGAAGAUCCGCCACGCGUCCUUUAUGGUCCCGUCGCCCUCGACGUACGCCAAGGCCGCCGUUGCCAACAUUGGUUACGAGACGGUCACGUCGCCCUACUGGCCGCACGCGCUCCAGCUGUACAUCUUCAGCCUCUUUCCCGACUUUAUCGUCUCCAAGCUUGCGCUCUCGAGCCACUUGGGCCUCCGCGCGCGUGCGCUCAAGAAGCAGCAGCAGAAGAAGGACUAAAUGUGCACUGUCAAUACGAUGCUGUUCGUUCAAA